This is a messenger RNA of Pistacia vera, 1473 nucleotides long. Its product is annotated as INO80 complex subunit D-like. Lineage: Eukaryota; Viridiplantae; Streptophyta; Magnoliopsida; Sapindales; Anacardiaceae. The coding region runs from base 47 to 838 and encodes 263 amino acids. The record is from RefSeq and is a predicted model, not a curated record. Gene Ontology annotation, cellular component: NSL complex. The transcript is spliced from 3 exons.
AGCUAAUAGCCACACAGACCUGGUUCGCUUUACAUCACAUCACAUCAUGUCUUCAGCUCCAAAGAAUCUUUCCUCUUCUUCGUCUUCUUCAAAACCCCCAAAAAUCCCCAUCUCUCGAAACCCUAACCCUAAUCCCAACCCUAAACCCAAACCCAGACCCGUGACGUUCUAUCGAGAAGACAUGGCUCUCGCACGCGCCUCCCACCUCACGCGCCACCAGCUCCUCCGCCGGCGAGCUUUCUUCCUCAGGCAACUCUCCCGGUGCUACAGAGACCACUACUGGGCUCUCAUGGAGGAGCUCAAGAUCCAGUACAAGCAGUACUACUGGAACUUCGGCGUCAGCCCCUUAAAAGAAAUUAAUAAUAAUAAUAGUAAUAAUAAUAAUAAUGAUAAUGAUGAUAAAAAUAUUGUAGAGGGUUCUGGUGAAAAUGUUAAUAAUAAUAUUAGUAAUAGCAGUGUGAAUAAUAAUAAUAAUGGUAAUAAUAAUAAUAACUUAAAUAUUAAUAAUAAUAAUAGCAGGUGUUUGUUUGUGGGUUGCAAAUUGAAGGCCAUGGCUUUGACAAGCUUUUGUCAUCUUCAUAUUCUCUCUGAUUCUAAGCAGAAGCUCUACAAGCCUUGUGAUUACGUCAUCAAGAGUGCUCAGGCAGGACCGAUAACUUGUGGAAAACCAAUAUUGAGAUCCACUGUGCCUGCUCUCUGUACGGUCCACUUUCAAAAGGCCCAGAAACAUGUCACUAGGGCUCUGAAGAAAGCAGGUCUUAAUGUUUCCUCUUCAAGCAAGCUUGCCCCAAAGUUCCAUGUCAUAGUGGCAGAAUACAUACGUCAAAUUCAAGCCUGAAGAAGAAAUGCUCUAAAUAAAAAUAAUACUAAAGUUGUUAUUAAAGAAGAAACUUAAAUGAGCCUCCUGGCUGGCGGUCGCAGACAUGACUCAAGGUCCAUGAGUGCUGGUGUAAAUUGAUGCAAAAAACCAAGGGAUAAGAGGGACGAGAUGCAACAUUGAUUGUUGGUUUUAUGGGAGAAACAGUGGAGCCUGACAGUGUAAUGGAUGCAAAGAAAGGAAAGUGAUUUGAUUGUUUGAUUUGAAAUUGGGAAAAAGAAAAAAGUAAAAGGUUAUUUGGUGUUCUGUAUGAUGGUUGCUGCUUGCAGAAAUGAUAUAAUGUAGUAAUUCUUCCUGUACAUCUUUUUUAAAUAUAUACCUAUGAUUAAUAAAAUUUGAUCUUAGGGGAAUUGGAGUCAGAAAGAUAUUUAAAUUCCGGAUGUCUAGAGUAGAGAAUGCCUGACUAUUUUUGCAUGAACUAUCUUGAAACUUAUGUCAUUAUAUAGAAGAAGAAACUCGCUUGGUGGGUUUUGUACUUGCAUUAAUUCUAGAAAUGCUAUUUAUUGCUAAAUACUUUAGUAACAUGGUUGAAUUGAAUGAAUUCAAGGGUCAUGUUUUUGCAAGAAGUUAAUUGGGUCAUGUUUUAUCCAAGUUGA